Oikopleura dioica is the source of this 1668-nucleotide messenger RNA. The record is from the annotation of a GenBank genome assembly. Lineage: Eukaryota; Metazoa; Chordata; Appendicularia; Copelata; Oikopleuridae.
AUGGAUUCGAAGCCAUCAGCAAGAAUUAAAUGGACGAAUCAAAGAGAAUUCGUCUUGACGGUAGCUGGUUGUUGCAUUGGACUUGGAAAUGUUUGGCGAUUUCCGUACUUGUGUUAUAAAUAUGGAGGCGGUGCAUUCCUGGUCCCUUAUUUUACCUUUGUUCUGCUCGUGGCAGUGCCGACAAUGUUGCUCGAAUUUUCAAUGGGCCAGUUCAUGUCGCUUGGAGGAAUAAAAGUAUGGAAAAUUGUUCCGAUCGCGAAAGGCAUUGGCUUUGCUGGGAUGAUUCUUUCGAGCUGGUUCGCUAUCUACUACGUGGUGAUUCUCGCGUGGGCACUUUUUUACUUUCUCCACUCUGCAACCGGAAAUUCUCCUUGGUCAAACUGUGACAACUCCUUCAACAGCCCCUGCUGUUCUUCGGAAUAUAAUCAAAACGGAACCCUCGUCAUCCCCGAAGCUUGCAACUCUACAGCCCAGUUGCCCGAAACAGAAUUCUGGUUUCAGCGAACUUUGAACAUUUCUUCUGGUUUUGAAGAUGUAGGAAGGCUUCGAUUAGAGCUUCUCGGCUGUCUUGUCAUUAUGUGGGUUCUUGUCUUCUUCUGUGUUUUCAAGGGGAUCAAGUCAACUGGCAAAUCUGCUUAUGUAACAGCAACGAUGCCAAUGAUCAUGCUCCUCUUCCUCGUUGGAAACGGAGUCUCCCUCCCAGGAGCUUCAAUCGGCCUAAGAUAUUACCUCAAACCAGUUUACCAUAAACUCGUCGAUCCAGAAGUAUGGCUUGCUGCCGGCAGCCAAGUCAUCUUUAGCUACGUCCUCGGCACUGGAGUUCUUACAACGCUUGGAAGCUUCAACAAAUACGAUUAUAACAUUUUCAAAUGGACCUCUCGGCUUUGCUUCCUGAAUUGUUCCGCCUCGUUUCUCGCUGGAAUCGCAAUUUUUAGCGUCUUGGGAAACAUGUCGUACGAAACAGGCAUUCCGAUGGAGACAGUUGGACGAAGUGGACCAGGACUGGCUUUCAUCGCCUAUCCCAGGGCUUUGAAAGCACUGCCGUAUUGCCACGUCUGGUUCAGUUUGUUCUUUGGAAUGUUGAUCAUUCUUGGUUUGGCUUCGGAAUGCUCAGUUAUUGAGUCGAUUUCGUCAAUGAUCGUGGACUUCCAUCAAAGCUGGUUUGACAAGAAGAAACAUAGAAGACCCAUCUUUGUGUUCUUUGUUUGCGUUUUGUUUUUCUUGAUGGCUCUUCCACUAAUCAAUCAAGGUGGAAUCUUCCUCUUCAAUUUAUACGACUCAUAUUCGGUCUCUGGAAUCUGCGUCCUCGUUGUUGUCAUCAGCCAGAGCAUCGCAAUGGGCUGGCUUUACGGAGUCGAAAAAUUCUACGACGAUCUUUUUGACAUGUUCGGCCACAAAAUGGAUCCCCGAAGACGACCAUGGUCAUUUUUCGGAAUCUGCUGGAAAUGGAUUACGCCUGCAAUUUGCUCAGCUGUUUUGCUUGCACAAGUUAUUUCGGUGAAAAAGCCAAGUUACAGUCUUCCAAGUGGAAUUUAUCAGUAUCCAGCUUCGGGAACUGCCGUUGCAGCUUUUAUGACUCUGUCCACUUUCGAGCUCUUAACGCUGCCCAAUCUUCCGGUAGAUCAUCCUUCAAGGCAAGAACUGAAGUUAAUUGAUGAACAAAAGUAA